Arachis ipaensis is the source of this 966-nucleotide messenger RNA. RefSeq lists its product as uncharacterized. The record is from RefSeq and is a predicted model, not a curated record. Gene Ontology annotation, molecular function: catalytic activity. Lineage: Eukaryota; Viridiplantae; Streptophyta; Magnoliopsida; Fabales; Fabaceae.
AUGAGCAUCAUAAGUUGGAACUGUUGCGGGUUAGCGGCUUCUGCGAGAGUUUCGGAACUACAUAGUCUAUGUAAACAGAUUAAGCCGACAAUAAUCUUUUUUAUUGAAACAAGAGCAAAAGAAAAGACUGUAAGUAGAAUUAAGAAGAGGCUUCAUUUUGAAAAUGCCUUUUGUGUAGAACCCCGGGGUCUGUCCGGCGGUCUAUGUUUGUUUUGGAAUGCAAUAUAUAAAGUUGAUAUUUAUUUUUGGUGUGAUAACUAUAUUAAAGCUCGAAUUGUGGAUAAAGAAGGAAAUAUGUGGUUAUACAAUUUUGUAUAUGGUAAUCCUAAUUUUAAAAAAAGACAAGAGCAAUGGAGGGAGAUCACGGUCAAUUGCAGAAGUGAAGGUGAACCUCAGCUCUUCAUAGGAGACUUUAACGACGUUUUGAGUCAAGAGGAGAACGUGGAACUGCAUCCGAAGCCGCAGAACCAGGUCAGAGACUUCAGAAAUUUUGUAGAUUCAAAUGCUCUCAUAGAUUUGGAAUUGAAAGGAGGAGGGUUCACAUGGUUUAGCAAUCCAAGAAAUGGAUUUGUGACAAGGGAAAGAAUAGAUAGGGCGUUGGGCAAUUGGGAGUGGAGGAUGAUGUAUCCACAUGCCUAUCUUUCGUCAAUGCCUGCUAUUAGUUUGGAUCAUAGUCCUCUAAUUUUAGAUUUGAACCCUGUGCAUAAUGUUAGAAGGAGUUUUAAGUUCGAAGCUUUUUGGGCUGACCACGAAGAUUGUGAGAAGGUAGUGAGAAGGGGCUGGAGUAAACAUGAACCUAAUGGCUGCAAAUGGGGGAGAUUAACUAAUAAAAUCAAGAGUUGUAAGGAAGAGUUAAGAAAAUGGAGUAGAACUACCUUCAAACGGGCAGACAAAGAGAUUCAUUGUUUGAAGGAGGAACUUAAAAAAUUACAAGCCUCUGAUUUUUUAGAAGAAAAACAAGAGUAG